UAUGCUUCUGACAGUUAAGUAAGAGUCGACAGUCUAUGAGGGUCUAACCGGAGCCCAGCCGAUAACUCCACAACGGUCCUCGGUGGAACUCAGCCCUCUGAGAAUGCGAGCUAUCUCUACUUGCAGUCUGUGAAGCGCCUUCCCACAGCGUAACUUGCCCCAGAUCUAGGCUUGCUGCUGCGAACAAGUUAGAACCAUGGCCGCCGCGGGUCUUCCGGAGGAGAAUGAUACGCGCAAACGGAGUCUGCCGGUGCUCGUAUUUGGCGACUUCAUGGUCACGGCGUUGUGGGUCAUGGCGUCGAGUUGCUUCGCUGAGGCAUCUGGAUACCUGGCCAAGUACACUGGCAUGGAUGAACUGGUGCUUGGUAUUGGAGUCCUGGUUACGACCCUCACCCUCUUCGGUCCACUGUGCGAGUCCUUCGGAGGCGCGCUGUUCAACCCGAUCCACUGCGUUGCCCUUAUGAGUAGCGGAAAGGGUAGCAUAGCUGGUCACCUGUUGCGCAUGGGGGCACAGCUGGCAGGUGCACUUGCUGGCAGCUUGGCGGCUAAGACAUACUUACCCGAUUGGCUCCAGGGGAAGUUUCACACUUUGUCCGGGGGCAUCAAGGAUGGCGUCGCGUUUGAGAUCGGGUUUGCCUGCGAAGGCACCAUGAGCUUUGUGCUGAACUAUGUCUUUUUGUUAUCGCAAGAGGCGGACAGUCGUUUGCUGACGUUGUGGACUCCCAUGCUGUCCACUGUCACCCUGAGUUGGAUUGGCUAUUACUUUACGGGACCCUCUCUGAACCCUUUUGUGAGCUUUUCCUGGCACCUUCAUUACAAGCGACAAAACGACCUGGAACAUUACCUGGUGUUUUGGAGCGCGCCCAUCCUAGGUGCAGUGGCAGCGGGCCUGGCCUUUCUUUUCCAACGCAAACCAGCGCAACGUAAGGGCAGGCGCCCCUCCAAGGCCGCCAUUGCUGCCCGCGGCCAGAAAACUCUGCAGCAGCAGCAGCUCCAGAGGCACCAGCACCACAAUCAGAACGAUCAAAGCUACAGCAACCACCACAACCACCACCAGGCCUACCCUGGAAAGGAAACGCAAUGAUGGCGCCAGUGCGGCGAGUGACAGAUGUGGACCUGUCGCAUGCAUCCCUUUCGAAAGCCAGUGUAUGGGCAUUCUGCAGCACCGUCGUAUGCGGGCUUCUUCAUGGGUCGCGCUACUGGUAGUGUUGGGGUGCAGCGUGUAGGGGAUUCAGGGCAGCAUGGAGCUUUGGAAACUGGAUGUGCGCUCAUGGGCGCAAACUGACGCGCACAUUGGAAUGGUUGCUCGAAGCUUAUUGUGACUGCGGUUUGACUAGCGAGAACUUGGGUGAUGCUAUAAGACUUGAUAAACUUGUACUGGCUCGGUUGUGACCGCGGACACGGCCGCUUCCCAUAUUUGCAUGCGUGGCUUUUCGGCAUGUGCUUCGACGCAGCUGACGAGCAUCUCCGCAACGAUGUACACAUAUUCCCACAGAUGGACGUGAGUUCGGGGAUGUCGAGUUGCAUGCCUCGCGACAAAACUUUUAGUUACACUUGUGGAAAGGGGGAUGCCCUUGGGCACUGCCUCGGCAGAUAUGUGUCUUUCACAGGAUAGGUCACAUAUUCAAUGCGGACUCAUGGCAAAUUGAUAUUAAAUGUUGUUUGGACGAUUAAGAGGAAUUUGUCCGCGUUUCUAAAUUCGGUCGAGAGUCCUGCGGCAUUUUGCCGCGCGUGUUUCGUUGGGGGAGGGGUUCCAUCUAGGCUUGCGGGGAUACCCUGAUAUGACAAGUGUACACGAGAUGACCAUCCAAAGACAAUGCAAAAUGAAGUCGAAG
This is a messenger RNA of Volvox carteri f. nagariensis, 1835 nucleotides long. RefSeq lists its product as uncharacterized. Gene Ontology annotation, molecular function: water channel activity. The transcript is spliced from 7 exons. Lineage: Eukaryota; Viridiplantae; Chlorophyta; Chlorophyceae; Chlamydomonadales; Volvocaceae. The record is from RefSeq and is a predicted model, not a curated record. Gene Ontology annotation, biological process: transmembrane transport. Gene Ontology annotation, cellular component: membrane. The coding region runs from base 197 to 1084 and encodes 295 amino acids.